UUUGAGUCUUCAUGACAGCAACAGCUUAGAGGCAAUGUCCAAUUGCCAGCACAACUUGCCAGAGUUAUUUUUCCCAAUUAUGGAUAUUUUCUCUUUAUACACUCCUUGUUAAAAACGUCAGGAAUGGCUGUUUCACAGGCUUACAUUUUCCUGUGGGGUGCAGGCAUAGUUUUUGUGAUUUUACCUCACUUAAAUCUGGGAUUGUUGUCUGACUACAAGAUCUGCGCAGAUUCUGAGUGUGCAAGCUUGAUGAGUAGGGUACAGGCCAUCAGGGACCAACGUGGUAAAGAUUGUCGUUUCCUUAGCUUCAGAAAAGGAGACUCCAUCUUUGUUUAUCACAAACUGACAGGAAAGAGGGAAGACCUCUGGGCAGGCAGUAUUGACCAAGAGUUUGGCCAUUUCCCAAAGGAUGCAGUGGUAGAGGAACAGGUUUAUGUGACUUCGGAGAAAAUAGUGGAGACACAGGAAUCAGACUUCUUCUGUAUGGAUGAGUAUGGGAAUAUCAUUGACUCCAGUCAUUUGGACCCUGAUUAUGAAGGUGAUGACAGUGAUCAGAUAAUCCCAAUCCAGGAGUCAGAAACAACCCAAACCAGCCCAAACACUGAUGACACUAAUGCUGGAAGUCCUGCAACACCUGAAGAUGUCUCUACAGAAUCUCCACCGCCAGCACCGGAAUCUGAGGGCGAAUCAGCAGGAGAGAACGAAGAGAAAAAUGAUGGCGAUGAAGGUGCCGGGACUGACGAGGAAGAGCACGAGACUCCUGCGGCUCCGAACGAACAAGGUGGGUCUCCCUCCUCUUCCUGGCUCAGUUCUUCAGUGACAGGAUGGUUAGGUCUGGGGGAAGAGGAAGAAGCUGGCAAUGUGGUUGACGAAGAGAAGAAAGACGAGAUUGAGGAAACGCAGGCUGAAGGUUCUUACACUUCUUCAAUGAUGGGGUGGGUGGGGCUAGGAGGAGGAGGAGGAGGAGAACCUGAUGAUGCCAAAGAGAGCUCAAAUAGUCAAGAAGAAGAUGGAGAAACUGCUGAUUCUUUCACUUCAACCAUGACCGGGUGGCUUGGUUACGGAAGCGAUAAAAAGACAGAACAAGAGCAUGAUGAAGAAGUAGAAACGGAUGAAGAAGAAGAACAGGCAGAGAAAUUCAGGAGCAGGAAAUUGUCUCUGGACCUGGAAGCCAAUCAAUUACAAGGUGAGGAGGAAACGGAAGAGAUGGGGACAUUGGGUUGGCUGGGAAGUGGUCUCUCCAGCACACUGGGGUUUGGCUUGACCAAUCAGGAGUCAGAAGAGGGCGGAGAGGGCGGAGAGGAUGAAGAGACGAGCCAGAAGGAAGAGGAACAGCCAGCAUCCAGCUCGUGGUUAGAUUUAGGGAUCACGGAUAUGUUGGGCUUCGGGAAAGAUAAGAAUGAAGAGAAUGAAGAGACAGAGGAGGACGAAACCUUAAAAGAACCAACAGACUCACAGAACGUGGUGGACACUAGUCAGUCACAACCUGCACCGACAGAUGAGGCAAAGACAGAGCCAAGCUUAGAGAGACUAGAAGAAGAAGAAAAGGUUGCAACCAAAACAGAACCAGUACUUGAAGCAGAAACAAGAGAAAAGACAACUGAGACUCAACUAGAUCAAAAUCUCCCAUCAGAGACAGGCAGCACAGCAUCAGUCGAUGUUGACAGUGAUGGAAAGUUAGAAGAAAAGUCCCAGUCCAUGCCUGACAGUUCUUCCCAAAUAGGGAGUGAAGAAGAAGAGGAAAGUAAAAUUUUAGACGAUAAUGCGAAUGAGAAAGAUGUAGCGGGUGAGGUAAAGAAGAAAGAGAUGGAGGAUGAAGAUCAUCAGAUGCCUGAAUCAGUAGGAAAUGAGGACGAGGUUAACAGCAAAGAGCCAGGAGAAGAAAUUCAAACUGCAAUUGACCGUGAUCAGGAUUUUGUUCCACAAAAUGACAUCAGCUCAGGCUCUGUUUUCAGUUCUGGUGAUUUAAAGUCAACGGGACAAUCUGUAAGUGAGGCUCAGGAGGUCAAUAACGACGACAAAACAGAAAACGUGAAAGAGGAAGAGGCAGAAGUUAGAAAACGCAUUGAUAACACAGAAGAAUCUAAUGAAAUGUCUGUUGAAACUGGUGCUAGUAGUGAUGAUCAUAAAGCUGAAGGGAGUAGUAAAGAGACAGAUGUGCUUCACCAAGAAAUUCCCAUGACUCUGAGUGAUGAGUCAGCAGAACACAGUCGAGUCAGUGGUGGUGCAGAAGAGAGCAGUGGAGAGAGUCUACCUUUAUCACCUGACACAGCUGAGGAGAAGAAUGAACCAGAGCUUAAAGAGGAUGAUACUUUAACUACUGAUCAUUUAGACACACCAGCCAUUACUGAUAAUAACCCAGAAGCAGAGACACAUCAUGGUGAGUUAGGACAAGAGUUUGAUUCGUCCCAUACUACUAAUGAAAGUGCUGAAAUGCAUGAACAGGCCUUAGAGGAGAAUACAGGGACAUUUUCCUCUCAUGAAAGCAUUACCAAUCAAGAUACCACUAUGGACAACAUACAUCUGUCCACUGUGACUCCUCCAAUGCAAAAAAUGGAAGGCGAUGAAGGCGAUGCAGAUCAAUUAAAGAAAAUGGAGAACAACCUGCAAACAGCUCAAGCUGAGAAAGAGAUGUUAGACUCUGAGAAAGACUUUAUGAAGGAAUGUGACCAGAAGUCUGAAAGAGAGGUAGAGACUGAGGAAGAACCAAAGGGAGAGGAAGAGCGGCAGAAGAUAGAAGAGUUAAAGGAAGGGGAGACACAGGAGGAGUUAAAAGAAGUGGAGGAGAUAAAGGAAGAGGUGAAGAUGCAAGAAUUACAGGAGAAUGAAAAGCAGGAGGGGAUAGAAGAGUUAAAGGAAGAGGACAAACAGGAGAAGAAGGUGGAGGACUUAGAAAAUGAAAAGCAAGAGGAGAUAGAAGAGUUAAAGGAAGAGGUGAAAUUGGAGGAGUUAAAAGAGGUGGAAGAGAUUAAGAGAGAGGACAAACAGGAGGAGUUAAAGAAGAUGGAAGAGAUGAAGAAAGAGGAGAACCAGGAGGAGUUAAAGGAGGUUGAAGAGAUCAAGAAAGAGGAAAAACAGGAGGACUUAAAGAAGGUGGAAGAGAUGAAGAAAGAGGAAAAACAGGAGGAGUUAAAGGAGGUGGAAGAGAUGAAUAAAGAAGAAAAACAGGAGGAGUUGAAGGAGAUGAAAGAAGAGAAGCAGGAGGAGUUAAAGGAGGUGGACAAGAUGAAUAAAGAGGAGAAACAGGAGAUAGCAGAGGAGUUGAAACAGGAGGCAGUAGAUGAGUUAAAGAGAGAUGAAAAACAGCAUGAGGUGGAGGAGUUGAAGAAAGAUGAGAAACAGGAGGGAGUGGAGGAGUUAAAGGGAGUGACGAAGCAAGAGGAAGUUGGGGGGUUAAGUGAAGGUGUGAAGCAGCAGGAAGUGGAAGAGAUAAAGGAAGAAAAGAAGAAGGAGGUGGUGGAAGAGGAGUUAAAGGAAGAUGAGAAGAAAGAGGAAGUAGAAGAGAAGAAGCAGGUGGAGGAGUUAAAAGAAGAGGUGAAGCCUGUUGAGGAAUUAAGGAAAGAGGAGAAGCAGCAGAAUGUAGAGGAAGUCAUGGAAGAGAAGAAGGAGGAGGUGAUGGAGUCAAAGGAAGAAGAGAAGCAGGAGCAGGUGGGGGAGUUAAAUGAAGAGGAGAAGCAGCAGAAAGUAGAGGAGGUGAAGGAAGAGAAGAAAGAGGAGGUGAUGGAGGCAAAGGAAGAAGAGAAGCAGGAGCAGGUGGAUGAGUUAAAGGAAGAGGAGAAGCAGCAGAAAGUAGAGGAAGAGAAGAAGGAAGAGGUGGUGGAGGAGUUAAAGAAAGAAGAGAAACAGGAGGAGUUGAAAGAAAAGGAAAAGCAUGAUCAAAAUGACAUUGGCAAUGAGAAAGAAACACAAGACUCAGAAUCUGUGUUCUCUGAAACAGCCGAAAAGACUGAACAGAAUCUGACAGAAAGCUUCCAGGCAGAAGAAGAGAAGAGGGAAGUGGAGUUACAGAUAGAGGAAAAACAGGAGGCAGUAGAAGAAAUUAAAGAAGAGGAGAGGAGGGAAGUUGAAGUAAAGCAGCAGGCAGAGGAUCUGGUGGAUGAGAUGAGGAGCAAAGAGGAAGACAGUAGUCAAAUAUUAUCAACCAGGACAGAGGAGAGCGAGAGGAUCUCAUUUAAGAGUGAUGAGGAUAGAAUACAGGAGGAAGAAAAGAUGAAAUAUGAAAUGGCAGGUGACAGCAGCACCACUGAGAAGAUAACGGAAAUACUCUCUGAAGAUCACAAUGGAGAGGUGGCAGAAGAUGAAAGUGGAGGAGCGUUCGGCCUUUUCAAAAAUGCCUUCGGCCUCUUCGGUGAAGCUCCAAGCCCUGAAAUAAAGGAGUCAACAGAACCGACCCCGAGUUUGGAUACCAACACAGGUGAGACGUCUCAGCCAGAAGCCUCUUCGACCCCUGAGCAAGAUUCCACUAUCGCUUCAAGUCAAGUUUACACUGAAGACACCAUGAUCCAGCCAUCAUCUGCCUCCUUAACCCAAACCCCUUAUCACCCCAGCUCUCCGUAUCCAAACAAAGAAGCGUCCCUCAAACCGAAAACCCCCUCCAAACAUUACAAAACCCUCCUCGUCCACAUGAGCGCCGACGACACGGCUAUUUUGGAGGAGCUCUUUGGGCGACACAAGCUGGAGUUUUUGGAUUUCAUUCUGGGUGGAUCAGAAGCCGUGACUAAGGACCCAGAGUCUGAGUCUAUAUUGUUUGAUAUAGAAACACUCCUGCAUCACCAAAUGGAGAUGCUCUUUGCUCCAAGCAUGAGGCUCACGGAUUCACCGCAGGAGGAUAAGGAGAAGACCAGGACACUCAUCGUGCUUCAGAAACUUCAAAUGCUGCUGGAAAGAGUGAAACAGGCAUUUAACACAGGGGACGACUCAAGAAAAACAGGAGAUUCUUCUGUAGGCGUGCAUGACAACAUCCGCAGAGAUGAAGAGAUGAAGGAGAAGAAAGAAAGAGAUGGAAAAAUGAGUGGAGACACUGGAAAAGAGAAGAAAAGUGAGAAAGGAGGAGGUAAAGAAGAGAGAGUGUCCACUGAAGAAAAGAAGGUGUCACAGCCCGGAUCACUACAGCAACUGGGAGACGUAAUGAAGCAGAUUCUGGACUUUGCUCAUCAGACUGUUAAAGAUUCAUCCACUCAUGCUCGUGCAGUGGCAGAACUCCUCAUAUGGCUUACAGUGCAGGUUGUAUCAUCGCUGCCUGAUGACAUCAGACCCGGGCCUGACCUGUACGGGGUGCCAUGGGAACCAGUCAUUUUCUCCAGUCUGUUGGGGCUGGUGACAAUGCUGCUGUUCAGCUGUAGAUGUUAUAGCUCUGUCAAAAGCAGACUGUAUCGAAGUAAAGAGCGGUGGCUGGCUGAGCAGUUUUCACAUCUCCUGGAAGAGAAGUGUAAAGUCCUUGAGACUCUCAGCAAAUGUCAACAAGAGUAUGAUGAACUGGAGACCUCACUGAGGGACAGUGGAGUCUUGGCCCAAACUCAAAAGACAGAACAUCUGGAGGUCAAAGCCACACAGUUGGAACAUGCUAAAAGGGAGCUGGAGAGGGAUAUGGAUCAAUUGAAGGAUCAGCUGGACCAACAGAAAGAACACAGGAUUGAGCAAGAAAACAGGAUAGCAGCACUCGAGGAGAGCAUGAAAACAUGUGAGGAAGAAGCCAAAAACCUCCAGUCGCAGGAAGAACAGGCACAAACCACUCUGAAAGUGUACAGCAUGAACAGUGACAGACUACAGAGGAACCUGGAAACAGCUGGAGAGGAGAAAGCACUGCUGCAGGAGAGCAAUGCUCAGUUACAGCAGCAGGUGGAGGGAUGGGCAGAACGAGUGAGUGAGUUGGAGGAGGAGAUGAGGAGGUGUGAGGCCGCCCACAACGGAAUGAUGCAGGACGUGGCCAACAAGGAUGAGCGUAUAAUUUCUUUAACGGAUCGGCUGCUGAGAAUGAAGGCUUGGGAUUCAGACCUGGAGGAAGGAGGAGAGGAGACGUCCAAUGGGACGGCGGGGAAAGGAGAGGAGAAUGGAAAAGGGGACGACUCACAGAGCCACCUCCAGAAAGUCCAGAAACUCAUUUAUGCUGCUAAGCUGAAUGCAGACCUCAAAUCAGUCGACGAAGACAAGGACAGAGUAUUCGCCAAACUGAACGAUGAAGUCAAAGCUAAAGAAGAACUGGAAGGGAGCAUCAAGGAGCUGGAGGAUGAGCAGUUAUCCCUGCAGUCAGACAGUGAGAACUACACAGAUCAGGUGCAGCGAUUACAACAGAAGCUCAAUAUUAUGACAGAGAUGUACCAGGAGAAUGAGCUCAAGCUGCACAGACUGCUGACAGUGGAGGAGAAAGAGCGCCUGCAGAAAGAGGAGAAGUUAAACAAAGCAGACAAAAACAUUGCGUUGGCCAUGGAGGAGCUCCAAAACUACAGACGUCGUGCAGAGGAGAUGGAGGAAGAGCUGGAGAAAACCAAACAGGCUUACCAGACCCAAAUAUCAGCACAUGAGAAGAAGGCUCACAAUAACUGGCUGGCAGCGCGAGCAGCAGACAGAGAACUAUCAGACAUCAGGAGAGAAAACGGCCUCUUUAGACAGAAGCUGACAGACACACAGUUUAAACUGGACGCCCUCGACAAAGAUCCCUACGCCUUGGACAGCCUGGCUAGACCACUGCCUUUCCGAGCUGAAAGGUCACCAUACGGUCCCUCUCCUCUGGGUCGACCCGCGUCUGAAACCAGAGCGUUCCUCUCUCCUCCCACACUGAUGGAGGGACCACCUGCUAGACUCUCUCCUAGAGUGGAGCCCCCUGGUGGUCAAGGUGAGAUGGAGCGGAGUGGAGGUCCCCACUCGGACAGUGGCUCAAUGUCUCCUACGUGGGACAGAGAUCGCAGGGGACACAUGCCAGGACCCCCCGGGCCUCUCGGACCUCCAGGCUACAUGUUUCCAGAACCAGGAGGUCCCAUGUACAGGAGACCUGUUCCCCCUCCAGGAGCCAUGGGCAUUCUGCCUCCUCCUGGCUCCCUCCCGCACGGCCCUCCUCUCCCCCAUCCUAGGGGCCUCCCUCUCGGUGGCCCACCAAGUCGCCCCCACCCUGCAGACAUGGCAGAUGGCCCAUACAGAGAGAACAGCCUCGGACCUGGAGAACAGGAUCCCAGAGAGUCUGGUCCCGGUGAUCGAAGGACUCCCCCUGAAGCAGAUCCAAGGAUGGGUGGCCCACCCAUGGGCCCCAUGGACGGUCCCUUCCCUCGUAGAGCCCCUUACGGACCCCCUGAUUUCUACCCUCCCAGGGGUCCAGGGGGGCCUCCCAUGAUGCCAAUGUGGGCUCCUCCACCUCCAGGCAUGAUGUUCCCUCCUCGCUUCCCACCCGGCGGACCUCCUCACCCUCACAUGCCCUCUUACGGCCAUCCUAUGCGGGCCCCUCCACCCGACGGCCUCCCUCCUCCUUCCAUGGGUCCCCCUCCCACACAGAGCCAUUCGCCAGAGGAGCACACACCCUCACCUCAAGACAUGAUUUGAACCCCGACCGUGUUUCCGAUUGAGCCUCGACAUGAUGUGUUUCUUGUUCAACUUGGGCGUGCAGGCAGCUUUUUUUUCUCCACCUUUUUUUUCUUUUCCGCAACAACUAUUUAUUAACCAGGUGGAUGUAUUUAAUGAUAGCGUUAGUGGAGGGGAAAGAGUUCUCCGUCAUUAGCCUCUUUUGAGCUCGUGGCUCAUUCUUUCUCCUCCAUUUACAUCCUGUCUUGUCCUGUCUUUCCUUUCACUCUCAUGCUGCCACAAUCAUCAUCCAGCUGCAUUCCUUGUCAGGUACUUCCUGUUGUUGUGGAGUCACAAUGACAGCUGUUUCACAUAUAAUAGAAAAAUAACACACACCGCAGUUUGCAGUGAUUAUGCUGAUCACUGGAAGUAGACUUGAAAGUAGGAGUAGGAGGCUCUGCGUGCAUUUCUCUUCUUCUAGAUGAACAAUAAUGAAUCAUUUAACAUCAUCUAAACAAAAAGAGGAAGGCAUAUGGAGCCAGAGUGUGCAACAGUAAUUUCACAGCAGCCUAAUCUUCUAUAUGUGUCUGUAUUUAUGUGUGGGGGAUGUUACCAUGUGAACCAGAAACUGUUGUUUCUUAGCUUUAGGAUGCCAGAAAGGUUUUUAAUUAAACCUAGGACUAAAUGUGUGUAUGUAGGAAUGCUGAAUGAGUGAAUGGAGCGUCUCUUGUUAACGUUUCAUGCUGAUGACACAGAGGAGGAAAUACAUCUUUUUAGGCUUUAAUGUGUUAUAUUUGUCAUACCAAGAUUAAUCAUCAUAAUUAACCCUAACCCUAAAAACUAGCCGUUUAACAUCUGCUUUCACAUUUUGUCAGAUCAUGUGGUAUUUUCAUUGUUUUGUCAGAGACUGAACUGGGUCCCCUAAAUACUCCUCAGAGGUCACAUGAGACAUUUUCUAAAACAUAAUUAUAGUGCGUAACUUAAUUUUACCGGCUUUCUUGUGGGAUUUUUAGGAUUUAUCAUAAAAGCUACUUUUUUCAAACCGAACAGCAGGAAACAGUGCUUUUGAUCUUGUUACAUUGACUUGCAUACGGCCUGGCUUGAAAAAAAAGGUGUCUUAUAAUAGCUGCCUGUGUUUUCUUGAAGUAAGCUGCGACUCAAAUGGAUUGACUGGAUAAGUGGCUUCCUUCAGAGCCAGAGAGAUGACAUCUAUGUGAAUUUUGUAUAAAGUGAUUAUUAAUAGAUGAAUAAAGACAUGUCAAAUUGU
Molecule: messenger RNA, 8755 nt
Organism: Scomber scombrus (Atlantic mackerel)
Lineage: Eukaryota; Metazoa; Chordata; Actinopteri; Scombriformes; Scombridae
Gene: mia2
Product: MIA SH3 domain ER export factor 2
Exons: 28
Coding region: 124-7530 (2468 amino acids)
Biological process (GO): protein secretion; endoplasmic reticulum to Golgi vesicle-mediated transport; vesicle cargo loading
Cellular component (GO): endoplasmic reticulum exit site; endoplasmic reticulum membrane
Molecular function (GO): protein binding
Source: RefSeq, a predicted model, not a curated record